This is a messenger RNA of Physeter macrocephalus (sperm whale), 1834 nucleotides long. RefSeq lists its product as uncharacterized. NCBI's taxonomy places the organism in Eukaryota, Metazoa, Chordata, Mammalia, Artiodactyla, Physeteridae. The record is from RefSeq and is a predicted model, not a curated record. Bases 276 to 1220 code for a protein of 314 amino acids. The transcript has 5 exons.
GGGCUGCGGCGGCCAUGCUGAACCCGUACGGAGAGGCGAGUGGGGGGGGAUAGGGUCGACGAUAGCGGGAUGGAAAGCUGGGGACAUGCAGAAGCAGCAGCAUUAGAGUGCUCUGGGUCUGUGGAGAAAUGCCUGGGCCAUGCGGCCCCCUUGGCCCCUUGAGCGACCCCCUAGGAACCUACGGAAAACUGGCCCCUGUGGCGGGGGGAGGGGGCGGCUGGCACGUGACCCGGGUCAGCCAAUCUGGAUGUUGCUGACGUGGCCGCGCGGCCCCGAUGCUCUCCCCACCCCCCAGCUCAGUCGGGAAGGGAGGGGCUGGGGGCUACGCCCCCUCCCCCAACGCAACCUCAGUUUCCGGGGGGGUGACACCCCGGAUUACAUCCUCCCCCCGCACCAAGACAAGGGGAACAUUGGAGCCCCCCUGGAAGGUUCCAGGAUCCAGAUUCUUCACUGCGGCGGCCUCCUCACUGCCGAGAACAACAAGCCGCGGGCGUCCUGUGGCCACACCCCGGCGGGCCGAGGCUGACUACGCCCACGCGGCCGCCUCCAGUCCUGCCAGUCUGGCCAAUGGAGGAGCUACAAACGGCACGACCUGCCCGAGCUUGGCAGUCACCAGUCGCACUGGGCUUGGACGCCUGGGAAGACUUUGUUGGAAGGGGAGGCGGGGAGAGGGUGCUGCACCCCUGCCAACCUCCCUCUUUCCCUGGAGUCGCCGAACCACAGCGCAGCCAAUUGGCUCGGAGAUGUGGCGGGUUGCCUCUUCCCUGUGGGUCUAUGCGGCAUUCUUCUGCCUGGUGACUAACGCGUUGGAAAUGAGGCUUAUGACGUCAUCGCAUCCGCCGACCAAUAGAAAACGCUCCCGCGGAGAGGUGUUCCUCCCCCUUCGACUGCGCUUCUUCACGCGCCUGGGGCCGCCGCCAUUUUCUCGCUGUCCGCCUCCUGCGGAGCGCGCCAAGCUGCCGGGAGUUCUCCAAGAAACAGCGGAGGAGACUGCUUUCGUGCCGGCCCGGCGGGGGGGGUUGUCGCCUGGAGGGCCGAGGGCAACGGCCCCCGACCCCCCCCCCUACUUCCCGGGUUAUGCUGGACUGGAAGGUAAGGGGAACCGAGGCCACCCGGACUUUCCGCGGCUGAGGGCAGCGCCGGUUCCCCGUGGUCAAGAUGCUGCAAAACGUGACUCCCCACAACAAGCUCAACCACCAUGGCAACCACCAAGCCCCUAGUGAGGAGGAAGCUUGGGGCUUGAGUUUCUCGGCUCCACCCAUUUUGCUUAAGUCCCAUCCCAAUAAGGCUGUGAUUCUCAAAUGGCUGUGCCCUGUGAGAAACUACCUUGGGCUUUUUCACUUUAAAUUUUAAAAACAGAUGAAAGAGUCCAUGAGAAUUCAGAAUGUAGAACUAAGAACAGAAGAGGUGGUAGGAAGUACAAGAACAAAAGCUCCAUGGAUUAUUUGGAUACUGGUUUCAUUUUCAUAAUCUUGACCACCUUUCACUAGAUUCCAAGCCUGGAUUUAUUGAGGGCUCCCUGGGGAGGGGAAUGCAGGGUUACUGGGGCUGGGCCCAGAGGCAGCAGCGCCUGGGAAAAGGAUUCGAAAGCCCUCCCUGUUGUAUGAGGGAUUCGAGAGCCCCACAAUGGCUUCAGUGCCGGCUUUGCAACUAACCCCUGCCAACCCACCACCUCCGGAGGUGUCCAAUCCCAAAAAACCAGGACGGGUUACCAACCAGUUGCAGUACCUGCACAAGGUGGUGAUGAAGGCUCUGUGGAAACAUCAGUUUGCAUGGCCCUUCCGGCAGCCUGUGGAUGCUGUCAAACUGGGUCUGCCGGUGAGUAGAGAGAUUG